AUGGACGAGAACGAUCCCGUCGAUGUCAAGUUGCCGAUUGGCGAGAAGCUCCCUUCGUUCAACUUGGUUGAUUCUUCUCUCCUUGAGAAGAUUGAUCGGCUGUUCGCCUGCAAAGCAGGCGACUAUAUUGAUCUGCCCCAGCUCGUCGUCGUAGGACAGCAGUCAAGCGGCAAGAGUUCAGUCCUUGAAGGACUGACUGGGCUCCCGUUUCCCCGCGAUAAUGGUCUCUGCACUCGAUUUGCCACACAAAUCACCUUCCGCCGCUCCAAUGAAUCCAAGAUUUCGGCUUCCAUCAUUCCCUCCAAGGACUGCUCUGACAAGCAUCGAAGGUCUAUGCAGAGCUGGGGCAAAAAAGAGCUCGACAUCCUAGACGCCAAGUCAUUCGCCGCCAUCAUGCGAGAGGUAUGUAAUCUUUUGACCCGGAUCUUGUUUAUUCUUCUCAUGUACCAACUCUAUGCAGGUUAUUGAUUUGAUGGGAGUGGGACCAACAUCCGAACCGGGCUCUCCAGCCUUCUCCAAAGCUGUCCUUGUUCUAGAGAUCGCGGGCCCUAAUCAGGAGCAUUUCAGUGUGAUUGACGUGCCGGGGGUAUUCAAGAAGAUCACCGAAGGGCAGACCACGACAAGCGAUAUCCCUCUCGUUUUUGAAAUGGUCAAAGGGUACAUGGAAAAUCCAAGGUCUGUGAUGCUGACAGUGGUACCAUGCACGUCGGAUAUUGCGAAUGAGGAUGUGGUGCAGCUGGCAGAUGACCUUGAUCCAUAUGGGAACAGGACCCUUGGUGUCUUGACCAAGCCUGACUUAGUAGACGAUGGUGCAGAAGGAGGGAUCCUCAAUGUGAUGAACGGAAAAUCGCACCGCUUGAAGCUGGGAUGGCACCUUGUCCGGAAUCUGGGACAAAAGGAGCUCAAGGUCAUGCCAACUUCUCGGGGAAGUCUGGAAGACAAGUUUUUUAAGACUAAGGCUCCAUGGAACACGAUCGACAAGGCCAAGGUCGGCGUGGUAGCACUGAGGAUGCGGCUCCAGAAAAUCCUCACCGAUCAUAUUCGACGCGAAUUCCCCAAGGUAAGAGCAACCGCCCUGCAAAAUCGAAAAGUGAAUAUUCUGACAGUAGCAAUUAGGUCAAAGUUGAUAUCAGGAAGAAGCUGCAGGAAGCUGAGAAGGCGCUUCGUGUGUUGGGGCCGAAGCGCCAAACUGCACAAGAGCAAAGUCAGUUUUUGACCGACAUCGCAUCCGAAUUUCAGGAUCUCGCCAACUCUGCGUCUCGGGCCCAGUACGUCCAGUCCGACUUCUUUGGAGAAGUCGCACGCCGGCGCCUGGCAACUGUAGCCGUCAACAGAGGCGAGAUAUUUUCCCAGGUGAUGGCCAACAUGGAACACGAGUUUCACUUUGCGGACGAAGAGAACGGCAGAGAUGAUGAAGACGGAGGCCGCGACAGUUCAGAUGAGGACGGGUGCGAGACUCCUAGCUCCGAUGAUGAGCCAUUUGAUUCUGGAACCUCCCGCAAGUCUACCAGGCUAGUUACAGAGGAUGAAGACGUGGUUGACUACGUCACAGAGGCAGAGAAUAUUGAAUCUCCUCGCAGUGACAACAUCCUUGAGUGGCUCACGGGCGUACACCGCAAGAACCGCGGCUUCGAACUUGGGUCGUUUGAUUGCACCCUUUUGAUCAUGACAAUGCAGCACCAGGCUAGGAAAUGGAAGGCUCUAGCCAAGGGCUACAUUAGCGACAUGAUUGCGAUCGUUCACACCCUCGUCUUGGAUCUUCUGAACCAUGUUGUCCCGGAUAAGAACCUUCUGGGAAAUCUGAUGUCAGUUCUGUCGGAGAUCUUGAAGCCAAGUACCUCCGAGCCAUGGAACAGACAGACUUCCUACUCAAGAUCGAACUGGAGGGGACCCCGGCCACGUACAACCAUGCAUUUACUGAGGUUCUGAACAAAUGGUAAGCACUUUGAUUCAUUGCACUCUUAGCUCAACGCUGACAGUCAUAGCCGCGCCGAGCGAGUGAAGCGCCAGCUAGAAUCUCAAGUCCUCAAGAAUGAGUACCUUGGACCAGUUGUCCGGCUGGAUGAUAUUGUCCAGACACACCCGCUGAGCAACAAUGAGCAGGUCGUGCAAGAGAUCCAUGACAUUCUCAAGUCAUACUAUGAGCUUGCCCGCAAGCGCUUUGUGGAUAACGUGCGCAUGUAG
Messenger RNA from Clonostachys rhizophaga, 2184 nucleotides. The record is from the annotation of a GenBank genome assembly. NCBI's taxonomy places the organism in Eukaryota, Fungi, Ascomycota, Sordariomycetes, Hypocreales, Bionectriaceae.